AUGUCAGACACCGGGAACGCACGUAUCGGGGGGCUCGGAAACAACACCGUACUCGGUAAGCCAUGCGAUAUACUCGUCCCUCCUAGUCCAGAGCCUAUCAGAAAGCCGACCAAGCCACCAGCCAAGUCAUAUCCUCCACCUCCACGUCGACCAAAUGUGUACUCCCGUCAGCCCGCCGCCGGUGCAUCCAGCAAAGCAGCCGGUAAGAAAUCGACGACCCCGCCCGAGGUCAAGCCGAAGAUCACCCCGGACACCUCGACGGGCACGGCAAGCAGCUCCAAGCCCACUACGGGGGGCAUCAGCAAGAAGAGAAAAGCCGACGAGCUGCCUAGCGGAAGGUCAUUGCUAAGUCGCAUUAUCGGUGGCGAUGAGGAGGAGUCGGCAGAAGACAUAGCUCGCAGGUUUGAGGCUAAGUAUAACCCUAUGAGUUUCGAGAGUUAUACACGUGUAGCUAAGCCCAAACCGAUCCCCGGCCCAUCCGGCAAAGCAAAUGCUGCAACGUCGACCGCUAGCCGAGGACGCCCUCUUAAGCGACGUGUGGAUUCCUCCUCGCCCGACUUCGGCUUGGAUCUCGUAUUCACCCCGUCGCCGCCCGGUGUACCCCUACUUCGGCAAGAGGAGGACUGUAUCGAUAAGCGGAUGAUGGGGUUCGAGGUGUCGCCGAUUCAGUCUCUCGUCGAUGCAAUGGAGGCGGAGAAGCAGGAAGCCGCAGAGAGGGAGAAGCAGGCGGUGGCGCUGUGCAUGGAGUCUAUUCUGCAGCAGAACGAGGACCUGCAGAAGAGCAAUGCAACCCUCAACAUCCUCCUCACCGAAGCCCUCGAUAAGAAUACUGCGGACGCUUCCAAACUCAAGGAUCGCGAGCGGACCAUCAACAGACUCUACUCGGCCGGACAGAUCAAGGAUAUCCGGAACUACAAGCUCAGGCAGGCGAUCAAGGGGACGCAUCCGGCGCUGGCGAGGCUGAGGGACUAUGAUUUCGGGAUGCCGAGGGAUGGGGUGGAGGAGCUGGGGGAGAGGGAGGUGGCGAGGUGGGUGGCGAUCAAGGAGGAGGUUGCAAAGGAGCGGGCCGAUAACGAGGCGUAG
This is a messenger RNA of Dioszegia hungarica, 1083 nucleotides long. RefSeq lists its product as uncharacterized. The record is from RefSeq and is a predicted model, not a curated record. Lineage: Eukaryota; Fungi; Basidiomycota; Tremellomycetes; Tremellales; Bulleribasidiaceae. The coding region runs from base 1 to 1083 and encodes 360 amino acids. The transcript is spliced from 4 exons.